CCGAGUUGACAGCUGAAGGAGAGUGCUCGGAGCCCAGCUCUCUAUCCAAGGACCGACCUCACCCAAGUUCUCUAGGGGCAGUUACUUAGACCCUGCGCUCCUUUCUGGGGGUCCUUAUCUCCAUCUGCAGUCGAGGCCAUCGGAAGAAGGCGGUGAUGGGUGCUCGCACCUCCACGACAUCCCGCAGCUCAGUGUCCGCAGUGGACACAGUCACUGUCAGUGUGGCGCGGGGGCCCACGACACCCAGCUGUGUCCCGAACUACAGCACAGAUAAGACGGUGUUGAGGGCCCUGGGAGAGAGCGGGCAAGGGAUGGCCAAGCAGGAGGAAGUCCCCACAGUCACAGGGAGGAACGAAGACCAGAGAAGCAGCCCCGAUGACACCGGGGGCGCACGAUCUGCAUUUAGGCCCCUGGGGGGCUCCUUCUUCGUGCCCAGGCCUGGACCUCUGCAGAGAGACCUCCACGCCAAGAGGGCAGAAGACAGAUCCAACAGGAAACUGCAGACCUCUUGUAUGAGCUCCUGCCCCCAAAGAAACGCCAUCACGAGCUCAUAUAGCUCCACCCGAGGUUUCCUGCCAGUGAAGAGAAGGAGGGGUCCCGCCAUACCGCAAGGGCUGCCCCAGAAGUCUGCAAAGAAAGGGAGCAAGGAGGGCCCUCCGUCGCCCUCUGCAGCUCCGGUGGUUUCCCAGAGGAAAAGCCAGCCUGACAAAGAUGCAGAGGCAACAAGAGGGCAGAAACGGCCCUGGAGGAACGUCUCCCUCACACCUGACGGUCCCAGGCCCCGAAAACGCAGGAUUCCUCUGCUGCCGCACAGGCGAGGGGAGCCUCUGAGGCUGCCCCCAGCCCCUAAGCUGGGUUUCCGGGUCACCAACGAAGACCUAGACUCGGAGAAGGAAGCAGCGUUCCGGCGCAUCAACAGUGCGCUGCGGGGUGAGACCUAGGCCAUCGGAGGCCUGGGCGCCGUGCAGCCUUCCUGUCCCUUCCUGCUGCCUGCCGCAGGGGCUGCUUCUCCGCAGAAAAUGUUUCAUAGUUAUUUCUAUUUUAAUAUGAUCAUGGUACAUUAAAAUAUAUUAGUGCUUGCCUGUGAAUACUAAGGUCGCUUGACUUGUAAUUUUCUAUAUUGUUCUAUAUUUUUGUGACUAAAGGCAUUACAUGGGGGAAUUAAAAGAAUAUCUUGAAGCGAUUUUGGCUUUUGAUCUGCCACUAAUUCCUAUUUAACCUUAAUUCAGGGGUCGGAUUCUUUGACCCAAGGAAACAGAAUAGUAUAAAAAGAAAGAAUGUGAGUGUCAGAGGGUGGCAGUGAUUAAGUAUAGCAAGAGACGCCUUUGCAAAAGUUACUGUUGGUCCCAGAAGACUCUCACUUAGCUGUGUGACCCUGGGCAAGUCACUUCACCUAAAUAUCUGAAUUAUAGGGCUGUGCUGAUGAUUUAAAAGUGACUGGGCACGGUGGACGCUCAUAAAUCCUGGGUUCUCAAUAAAGCCACUGCCCUGCUCCUUGGUCCUUUGGAAUUACUAUAUUAGUAAAAUUUAUACUUGACAGUAAUUUUAGCUUAAAGUUUAUUUUGUCUAUUUCAUCUCAGCCUUUUGGCUAAGAUCAAGUGUAGUAUCUGUUCUUGUCAAUUUAAAUAGCAAGAGAAAAGAAAGAAAAAUAACGGGCAUGCCCCCACACUCUUCAGACAAUAGGAGCCUCUUAACCUGUUCCUUUGUCCAGAGACACAGGCCAUUUCUCAGUGAAGACCUCUGCCAUCACUGAGGUUGCAGGGGAGAUGUGGUAACUGGGGAGAAAAAGACCAAUGGGGAUGACCCCCUCACUCCUCAACAUGCAAGCCCCCCACUUUCUCACUUGUCUAGCUAGAAAUAAAAGGUUGAUCCCAUGGUUUUAACUUUCAGCUGCUGCUGGACUUUGCAUGCCUUGCGUAAGCUGGGAGACAGAGGCAGGAAAAAACCCACCAUAAUCACCCUGUUAAGGCCAUGAAAUUAACUGCCCUGCCCUUAUGAAAUUAACACUGGAGUAAGAGAGACAGAUGAUAAACACACACAUAAAAGAGAGCUUAUAGUAGGAAUAAUACUAUAAAGAAAGUAAAAAGGGUAAUGGGCUAGCAAGUGACUUUGGAAUGGAGUAAUGAUUGCUAAGAGUGUUAAAUGGCUUUCUGAAAAGCUGAUGUCCGAGCUGUGACCUGAGUGACAUAAAGGAACCAGCCAUGAAGAUCAGAAUGAAGGGCAGUCCUGACUGACACAAUCUCCUGAUUUGAAGUUCUGAGGUGGGAACAAGCUUGAUGUGUUUCAGCCCAAUUGAGAGAGAAGGUCAGAGAGGUUGGCAAGCAGCCAAAUUGUAUGGCGUUUUGUAGGCCAUGAUCAGAAUUUUUCAUUUUCUUCUAUAUACAAUAGGAAAAUGUAGGGGGAGGGGAUAACUAGGGUUUAAUGCCUAGACUAUGAAGAUUUAAGUCAAGGGCUGAUGAUUUCAAUUAAAUUACUUCUGUGUAUCCCUACAUAUGUGAGGGACUGGAGAGGAAAGGAGAAGUUGUUCAUGGUAUGCCUGGGAAACAGAAGAAAAAAGAGAGUACCUUCACAUCAGCUCACAAAACUCAGGAUUCUAGAGUCAAGUAAAGCUUAGUGAUCAUCUGAUUUAACACUCUACAUUUAGGGGUAGCCUAACUCAGUUAAAGAAAAAGAAUUUGUGGGACUUCCCUGGUGGUCCAGCAGUUAAGACUCCACACUUCCACUGCAGCGGGCACAGGUUCCAUCCCUGGUCGGGGGAACUAAGAUACCGCAUGCCACGCGGUGUGACCAAAAAGUAAAAAAAAAAAAAAGAAAAGAAAAAGAGAAAAAAAAAGAAAAAGAACUUGUGAUGGAAUUAGUACCAGACUCUCAUAACUCUUCAUAAGGCCCAGAAUACCUUCAACAAAUUCAAAGGGAAGAUGAGAAAUUAUUUACAGCCUCACAAAUAAAGAUCUACAGUGAAGGUACAAAGCUGUUCUUGAUUAUUCAUAUCUAAUGAUAAAGAUAAUAAUAGAAAUUACCGUGUAUUGAUUACCUACUUAUGUAUACUAAUUUGAAAGCUCUACAUGGCUUUAUUUAAUACUUGAAAUAGCCCUAUGAGGUAGGUAUAUGAAUGAGGGAACUAAAAGUCACAAAGAAUUAAGAAACUGGCCCAAGGUCACCCUGCUGGUAAGUACUAGUACUGGGGACUGCCUCCCUUCUUCAAAAUCCGCUAUACUCUGCUUCUAUAAAUGAUAUUGAGUACAAGA
Molecule: messenger RNA, 3248 nt
Organism: Orcinus orca (killer whale)
Lineage: Eukaryota; Metazoa; Chordata; Mammalia; Artiodactyla; Delphinidae
Product: putative POM121-like protein 1
Exons: 2
Coding region: 156-941 (261 amino acids)
Source: RefSeq, a predicted model, not a curated record